Microthlaspi erraticum is the source of this 1296-nucleotide messenger RNA. The record is from the annotation of a GenBank genome assembly. NCBI's taxonomy places the organism in Eukaryota, Viridiplantae, Streptophyta, Magnoliopsida, Brassicales, Brassicaceae.
AUGACGGACAGCACAGCAAUCGCGGCGCAGCUUGCACUAAUCAUUGAGCGUUUGGACAGUCUUACAGCGGAGACCAAAGCUCUUAGGGAAGACUCGGUGAGCCAAAAAGAUACUCUUGACAAGCUAGUUGCAGCUCAAGAGAAAGAACCUGCGUCUCCUGGAAAACAACAAGCAAAAAGUGACUCAAUCCAUGGUCCAGCGGUGAAGUUUACCACAGAGGAUCUGUCUGAAGUCGAGUUCUUUAGCGGCACCAAGAAAAACAGAGGUGUUUCUUCUCACGCUGCAAAACCAGGAGGCGCCUGGCAGAAUCAGUUUCAAGGUCAAGAACAGAUACAUCGACACACAGAUGGUGGUGGUGAUUGGCAGGUUAAGCCAAUUGGAGUCGAAUCUCCUCAGGGCUAUUCUCAAAGUGAUUUUCGUGCUCAAGAGAAACGCCAAUGGACUGCAAAAGACGAUGCCUGUGACGACGGAGACAUCGAGAACGUCAAGCGUAUUGUUCCAGCAAUAAAGAUGGAGUUUCCAUCCUAUGAUGGAACAACUAAUGCGAUUGAAUGGCUGCAAAAGUGUGAAGAUUACUUUGAGGAUCAACGAGUGUUUAGUGAUGAAGCACGAGUUCGUCAAGCAACCUUUGUCUUAACAGGAAGAGCAUACCACUGGUAUCAUAAUCUCAGACGCUUGGUAACACAGAAGUUAAGCUGGUUUGAAUUCAAAAAGAUUUGCAAGAGCCGUUUUGGCAAAGCAGACUCAGUCAAUCCCGUAGGAGAGUUGUCUAAUCUGAGACACACAGGAACCGUAGAUGAUUACUGUAGUCAGUUUGAAGAGUGUCUUGGGCGACAAACAAAGCUGACAGGAGAUCAACAACUCUGGCAAUUUUGUGCAGGGUUGACUGAUAGUUUAAGGAAGGAGGUUGAAUACCUACGUCCAGAGACAAUCUUUAAAGCAAUGGAGUAUGCACGGGAUAAUGAGUAUAAGAUUGAUAACGACAGAAGAACUCGGUCAUUUAGAGGACAUCUAGCUCCAACAACUAGAUCAAUGAUGGCCAUGAACAACGGGAAUGACACAGAAACGGUGAUACCUCAACAAGAAGCAAAAAAGGCACCACCGAGGAAAUAUUUGAAGAAGUUAACUGUGGAAGAAAUGGCAGAGCGAAAAGCUAAAGGACUUUGCUUCAAUUGUGAUGAGCUCUUCACGCGAGAUCAUGUUUGUAAUCCAAUGCUUUUUCAUAUUAUGCCGGUCAGGGAUGGAGACAAUCAAGAAGAUGAACCAUUUGAUGAAGAAAACUGGAAGGAUGAAUAA